Molecule: messenger RNA, 2276 nt
Organism: Daphnia magna
Lineage: Eukaryota; Metazoa; Arthropoda; Branchiopoda; Diplostraca; Daphniidae
Product: trypsin beta
Exons: 10
Coding region: 723-1592 (289 amino acids)
Biological process (GO): proteolysis
Molecular function (GO): serine-type endopeptidase activity
Source: RefSeq, a predicted model, not a curated record
UUUUUUAUCUUUUUUUACUGCAGCUUUGAGAGACAUACAAAUAAUGCGUACCCACUUAACCCGAACGACAACAGUCGUAAAUUACUUGUCAGUUGUUGAUCCCGUACGUAAGGGAUUAACUCAAUCGACAUGAAAAGCAAGUGUUGAAAUGCUGAAACCGAGAAAUUCUAUCGUUUAGAAUGCACACGUCUAAUGUAACGACGGGUUUUUCCCGACGUGAGACUCGGCUCACGUAAGACCUUUUCACCUUUUAAAUCACGCAGGGAAAAAAAUGAAAAGCGAAAAACUAGUAUAAGCCUUAUUUUUCUAACUUUCAUGGGUUUUUGUAGGGAUUUUAAAACAAAUGAACAGAUAUAAAAAGGAAGCCCUAAAAUUCAGUAAAGAAUGAUCCAUAGAAGACUCGACUAGAGCAGUUUUCGGCACGGUAAUACGUUCCAAUGGUUUGACUUGUACACCUACGUGAUGAUGUUCGAAAUUUAGGUAACGACCGAUAAGAGAGGAUGACGGUUAGUAACAAUAAAAUCUAUGUAAAAAUGCUUUAGUUUAGCCAAACGGCGUGUUGAGCAAGAGAGUUUGGAAUGAAUAUUAUCACGUUUCACAAUUCGAUCCAAAGCAUUUGUUAUUUUAUCAGGAUUAACUGACGUUGUGUAGAUAAUGUGGUAAUAAGAAGGAAAACAACAGAGAGUGAUUGGCAUUUUCAGAAGGUACUUCUAAUCGAUUACAUGAGGUCCUACAUCCUUUUUCUCGCUUUUGCUUUCUCGGCUACGUCAGCGCUACCCGCUCCAAAUGCUGAUCGCAUUUUCGGAGGGGCGUUGGCUACUCCUGGACAGUUCCCUUACGUUGUGUCAAUCACCGACGCUGAUCGCCAUUACUGCAAUGGAUUCAUUUACAGUGCGAGAUGGAUCAUCACAACGGCUUCGUGUAUUGAUGGGAGAAGCGUAUCUAAAUUGAAAGUUAUUGCCGGUCAAGUAAAUGCAAUCAAUCCAGAUGUUAAAGAGCAAGUCAUGAGUGUCUACACUAUCACUGCUUCACCAUUGUACAAUAGCACGACCGGAUACAACGACAUUGCUCUCAUCAUGCUUACAGCAGACAUUGUUUUUGACUAUGUUAAUGUUGAUUUCGUUGCAUAUAACGAGGUAGAUAAUACUCUGACCGCAACAGCCAUGGGAUGGGGCGCCACAUUCGAAGGAGGACUUGAAUCUGUCAAUCUUCACUACGGCGAAGUGGACUUAUUACCGAUGGAUUCUGCAACCACAUGUGGAGUUUACGAUAACACGAAAUUCAAUUUUUCAACGAUGCUUUGCGCUGUAGCUAGCGCAACUGCAACUCCUGCUGGAUCUCCCUGUCAAUACGACGAGGGAUCUCCGCUUGUUCAAAUGUUUGGCAACGUUCCAACCGCUGUCGGAAUUUUGUCCAAAACGGAAGGCUGCCUAGCGGCCGCUCAUGGCGUUAUGUCGGUGAUAACGAUCAAGUAUUUGAGGUUCAUUCACUAUCUAUCACCAAGAUGCCGCGGAAUCACCAAGUCCCCAUCCACCAAGUCCCCUCCAACAUGUACAACAUGUACGAAGAAUUCGAGGUUGAGGAUUGUUUAAACCGAAGGGUUGUGCAGUUUGAAAAUCGACGAAAGGUCCAAUAUUUGCUAAAAUAUGUCGAGUACGACACACCCGAAUGGACGGAUUUUUCAAACUGCAAUAACUGCAGGUCCCUCAUUAGGGAAUUUCUACGUAAUUUAAGGGCUGCUACAGUGGAACAGGCCGGACCAGCCGAUGUCAACGGUGAGGUAGAGCUGGACGGCGAAGCCUUGCUAUAUUGCGAGGCUUUGCUGGCCAGCGAAGCUUCACCAUUAGGCAUCGGCGAUUCGGCCGGGGAACCUGAGCAGCUGUCUGAUGGACAAGAUUCAAACUUAGAGUAACCCGCCAUCUUGCUACCGGCCAUCUUCCUCCCGUCCGUCGAGCCGCCGGUCGUCGAGACCCCUGCCAUCAUGCCAACGUCCGUCGAGCCGCCGGCCGUCGAGACCCCUGCCAUCAUGCCACCGAUGGCAUCGAAACAGGCGGAACAGGCUAUGGCGUUGCUGGGCCAAGGGUUUCGGCUUUUGGGGUCUGUCCUGAGGCACUUGGUGGCAAGUGAAAAGGCAGGACUACCUGGUCCUUCAUCCCCUCCACCAUGUCCUUCAUCCCCUCUACCUGGUCCUUCAUCCCCUCUAGUAUGUCCUUCAUCCCCUCUACCAGGUCCUUCUCCCCUCGACCAGGUAGUUCAACGCCUCGUCCUGGCCACCA